CAGGCUGUGGUCUGAGCGCUCCCGCUGCAUGUCACAGUAAACAGGAAGAGCCAGUAGGCCGCCAGGAGGCCGACAGUACACCCUUUCCUCUUUCCCCGGGUAUACAAGCCCUGCUGAGCAGCAGCACAGAGACCUGUGUGGAGCAGGUGUCCCUGCAGGUGUGUGAGAGAGGCAGGUGUGUGAGAGGGGCAGGUGCGCUGUCCCUGCAGGAAUAGGCUCUGAUGGCAACUCCUACUACUGUUGUACGUGCCUGUGCGCACGUGUUCGUGUGCGUGUGUGUGUGUGUGUGUGUGUGUGUGUUGAAUGUGUGCCUCUGUGUCUGUGCGAGCACAUCUGUGUGUGUGUGUGUGUGUGUGUGCACGCGGGUGUGUGCGCGUGUGUGUGUGCGCGCGCGGGUGAGUGCGUGCUGCUUCUGCAGAAGAAAGGAAUGUAGCAACAGUGGGAAAGGAGCUGGUUUCUCAAGAACUGUGAACAAUAACCGACGGGGUCACACGUCUCGUCACUGCCAAUCAGAACGCUCGUCCGAGGGAAGCAGCCGGGCGAGAGAGAGAGAGAGAGAGAGACAGAGAGGCACAUGCUGCACCUUGCGGGAGGGACGUAUUUCUCUCUCUCUCUCUCUCUCUCUCUAUUAUUGUUCCUCCCGUGUGGGUUGAUCCUGCGGCUCCGGGAUUGAGCGUGCUGUCUUUUUCUGUCUCUCCCUCUGUUCUCACCAUGAGGACCCUUCAUAGGCUGAAGUUAAUGAGUUCCCCCAGCCUCAGCGAGCUGGGGAAGAGCGAGAAGAGCACGUCGGAGGAGAGGGGGACCCAGCAGAGGAGAGCGGGGGCCAACGCCACCUGGAACAGCAUCCACAAUGCGGUGAUCGCUGUAUUCCAGAGGAAGGGGCUGGCUGACGGCGAGCUCUACGUGCUCAAUGACGGGGUCAGGCAACUGCUGAAGACGGAGCUGGGGUCCUUCUUCACGGAGUAUCUCCAGAACCAGCUUCUCACAAAGGGCAUGGUCAUCCUAAGGGACAAAAUAAGGUUUUACGAGGGUCAGAAGCUGCUGGACUCUCUGGCGGAGACCUGGGACUUCUUCUUCUGCGAUGUCCUGACCAUGCUGCAAGCCAUCUUCUACCCUGUUCAGGGUAAGGAGCCCUCAGUGCGUCAGCUGGCUCUGCUGCACUUCCGCAACAUCAUCACCCUCAACAUCAAGCUGGAGGACGCGCUGUCCCGCCCCCGCGCCCGCGUUCCCCCCUCCAUCAUCCAGAUGCUGCUCAUCCUGCAGGGUGUCCACGAGUCUAAAGGUGUGAGUGAUGACUACCUGAAGCUGGAGUCCCUCAUCCAGAAGGUGGUGUGCCCCUACCUGGGCACGCACGGGCUCUUCUCUGACGAUGGCACCGUCAUGCAGUGCUCCUGUGUGCUGGAGAAGCGUCUCCAGCGCCGCUGGCCCAAGCCCGGUGAGCCGGUGUUGAAGAACCCGGUGGUGCGCUCCAAGAGCUACAACAUCCCGCUGCUGACGCCGGUGGUGGAGUACGAGUCGGACGCGUGCUCGGCGGGCAGCGUGGGCAUCCGCCGGCACUCCGUGUGCGAGAUGACGUCGUGCGCGGAGGAGCAGGGCUACGGCGGCCUGGGCCCCGGGGCGGACAGCAGCUCCCGGGCCUCGCUCGCCCAGCUCAGCCUGCCCGUGGAGCCGGACCCCGGGGCCUGCGGGGCGGCCGGCCAGGCCACCCUGCCCUCCCCCUCCAUCUUCCCCGAACUGUCCCUGGGACCCUUCCACCCGGCCGAGGAGGGCCAGCCGUCCCCCGCGGACCGGGCCCCCUCCCCCCUCCCCAGCUGCUCCUCCAGUCCGGAGACCAUCGUGGACCAGAUACUGGAGUCCAUGGACUCGGAGCCCGAGGGCAUCUUCAUAGACUUCCCGCACCACUGCUCGGACCCUCAGGGAUACGGCAGAGACAAUGGCAGACAGAGCGUGGUCUAGAGCACACCCCGCUCACACACACCCACACACACACACACACCCACCCACGCACACACACCACACACACACACACACACACACACGUCAACUUUCUACAACACGCAUUUUAUACGACUUUUUAAAAAGCUUUGAUAAACAAAAAGUGUUUUUUGAGAGGGUUUUUUUUGUUUUUUUUUUGUGGGUUUUGUUUUUGGUGUUUGAAUGUUUAAAGACUUUAGGUAAUUGGCGUUCCCCGUGCUCAUUAACAGUAGCACUGUGAACAGGUCGAGGUCCCAGUCCAGUGAAAAGUGGAUUCUAAUGUGAUUCUGUCUCGGGGAGAGGAACAGGGGGUAGACAUCGCAUGGGGUUAUAUACCUUUGGGCCUCUCCCAAUUUAAAUUGUUGGGUUUGUUUGUCUUGUGGUGGUCUAGUAUCUUGAUGCAGAUGUCGUGAUGGGGUGUGAAUUGAGAAGAGGGUCCCCCAGGCUCUCCUGUGAAACAUUUAGAAAUUUGCAGAGCGAUCGGGUGUCAAAAGCCUGAUCGCUUUUUCAGCUUUUAUUUGUGACUGACAUUCUGAAGAACCGGGGAUGGUAUAAAUAUUCUAUUAUAAUUAAAUUAAAGGCAAACAAAUCCAUCUAUCUAAUAUGCUUCAUAUGAAGAUAUACAUUUUGUUUUUAUUUUUUUAUGCUAUUGGUUUAUUAUUUAAAUGAAAAUCAUAUUAAAACCUAGUUUUAUGGAGCAUACUGCCCUUGCUCAUGCAAAGUUUUAUAAAUUCUACAAACAAUGUCUGAAUUGCAAUUAUACUGUGGUACCAAUUCAGUAUUUAUAUUUUUAAAGUUAUACUAGAUAUUAAUGGCAAAUAUUUAAUUAGGAAUACAGUGAUUGACAGAAGUAGAACGUGAUUAAUCACUUCUAAAUAUAUAAUUACUUGUUUCUUUCAUGUUAGCUGAUAUAGUGCCCAAGAAGUGUUUUUUAUACACUUUUAGAUUUUUUCAUGUGUUUUAUAAAGGGAGCCAAAAGUGCAUGUAUUUUACACAGACAUAACACUUUUUAAAGUGGUGCAGAGGUUUUUAACAUUUUUAAAUACCUUUUUUGUUUUAUCUUGCCGAUCUUUGAUCUGAUUCAGAGUGACCUUCACUGUACAUUAUGAUGUUGCUAUCAUUAUUUAUAUGUGAUUUUAUAUUUAAAUUAUGAAAAACAAAAAAUUUCGAAUCAAAAAAACCUCUGAUGAAAAUUACCCUCACUGUGUGUAUCGGUGCUUAUGAUGAAUUCAGUUCCUCAUCAUUCCGCACAAUCUUAUUUGAAGCUGCUUCUGAACUGGAGUCCUAAAGGCGUGUAUCAGGAAAGGCUGGUCCUUUGAGGCAGGGUCAUUAUCAUUAAAUGAGAAUUAAUAAACAUGAUAAACUGCA
Molecule: messenger RNA, 3342 nt
Organism: Conger conger (European conger)
Lineage: Eukaryota; Metazoa; Chordata; Actinopteri; Anguilliformes; Congridae
Gene: prr5a
Product: proline rich 5a (renal)
Exons: 9
Coding region: 712-1956 (414 amino acids)
Biological process (GO): TORC2 signaling
Cellular component (GO): TORC2 complex
Source: RefSeq, a predicted model, not a curated record